This is a messenger RNA of Protobothrops mucrosquamatus (brown spotted pit viper), 954 nucleotides long. RefSeq names its product TBC1 domain family member 21 (gene TBC1D21). Gene Ontology annotation, molecular function: GTPase activator activity. Bases 1 to 954 code for a protein of 317 amino acids. Gene Ontology annotation, biological process: activation of GTPase activity. NCBI's taxonomy places the organism in Eukaryota, Metazoa, Chordata, Lepidosauria, Squamata, Viperidae. The record is from RefSeq and is a predicted model, not a curated record. The transcript is spliced from 10 exons.
AUGAAGGAGAGGAUGGAGAGCGAAAAGUUUAAAAGCCCCACCUCAUCGGAAGAGGAACUCAAAGGAUUCAGUACAUCUGUCUCAACAUUAUUAGGGAUCAAGAAACUGCCCAUCGAUGCUGCUGAAUGGGAAAGCUAUUUCGACGAGAGCGGACAGAUUCUCAAAUCACGAAACUACAUGGCCUCCCAAAUUUUGGAGAGGGGAUUGGAUCUUUCUGUCAGAUCAGAAGCUUGGAAGUUCCUCACGGGUUACUAUCCCUGGAAAAGUUCCUACGAUGAGAGGCUCACGACCGACAGCAUGAGGCGGUGUUCUGAUGUUCAAAGACUUUACAUCAAAGAUGCUCAGGGCAACCCUCUGGUUGAUAAAAAGCAACUGGAGAAGAUCCUUCUGCUGAAUUAUGUAUGCAACGUGAAUGCCGAAUACCAACAAGGUUUCCACGAAAUGCUUCUUCUCUUCAGGUUGCUUGUUGAAGAGGAGCACGAGAUCUACUGGCUAUUUCAGUUUUUCCUGCAAAAAACUGAGAACAGCUGCAUCAUAAAUGUUGGGGUGCAGAAGAACCUGCUCAUGCUGAAAGCCUUGGUUGCAUUUAUGGAUCCAAUCUUUGCAAAACACCUGGAGACAAAAGGCCAAGUGGUGUCCUCAUUGUUUCCUUGGUUCUGCCUCUUUUUCCAGCGUGUCUUCAAGUCUUUCGAGGAUGUCUGGAGGCUGUGGGAGGUGUUUCUGAUAGGACAUCCCUGUAGAAACUUCCAGGUGAUUGUCGCUUACACAAUGCUGCAGAUUGUGAGGGACCAGAUCCUCCGAGAAGAUCUGGAGGGAGAUGAUAUUUUAAUGCUUUGCCACAGCAUUGUAGAUCUUGAUGCAGAUGACUUGAUCACCAAAGCCUGCAACAUAUAUGAACUCUUCCAGAAACAUGAAGACAAGAUAAACGCCAAAGAAUGUGAUAAUAUUAGAUAA